Molecule: messenger RNA, 990 nt
Organism: Paramecium pentaurelia
Lineage: Eukaryota; Ciliophora; Oligohymenophorea; Peniculida; Parameciidae
Source: the annotation of a GenBank genome assembly
AUGAAUUAAUAGAUAUCAUAAGAAUAUUUCAUUCAUAAGUUUGCAUCUAUCUCAUUGAGCGAAAGUACCAAAUCUGUUCACCUAUGAUUAGCUGAUGAUGACAAUUCCAAACAAAGUAGUCCAGCUUUAGAUUCUCGAUUAUUAGAAUUUGUAGGGACUCUUCCAGCACACAUUAAAUAAAAAUUAGAAAAUUUCAAACCUAACUCAGACUUUUAGGUUUCAAAAUAAAGUGAUGACAGUGUAUACUUUGGCAUAUUGGAGUUAGGACUCAAAGUAGGAAAUGGUAUUUAAGUUUGGCCAUAGGCUGGAAAUUUAUUAAUUGGGUAACAUACAAUUUAUAUAUUAUAAUAGGACAUGGUAAAACGAUUUGCUUCAAGGAGUUUGUACUAUGCAUUAUAGGAAUGGAGAUAUGUAUAAAAUAUGUAAAUAAUAAAGUUUUGAAGCUCAGUUCUAAAAUGGCCGCACAAAUGGUUUUGGUAUGUUUAAAUCGGAAAAAAAAAUAGUUAAAGGUAGAAUAAAUUCUUAUUUUUAGGAAUUUGGAUCAAUAAUCAGUUGGAAGGAGAAGCUUAAGAAAUUAAGAGUGAUGGAACAAGGUUUUAUGGUUAAUUUCAUAACGGCAAGAAAAAUGGCAGAGGGAUUCAAGUGUUCCCUGAUGGAUGCAAGUUUUAUAUUUCUUAUAUCUAUUUGUAGAUAUGAAGGAUCAUUUGAAAAUAACUAAUUUUCAGGUGAUGGAAUAUUUUAUUGGAGUGAUGGAAGUUAUUAUCAAGGAUAAUUUCAGAAGGGUCUGAUCAUGGGAUUCGGUAAUUAUGUUAAUAAUAAUGGGCUUCAAUUAAUAGGACAGGUAUUGCUGUAUGAUUAUAUGUUGUAUAGUUCUCUGAAAUUAAAAAAACAUAAGCGAAGGAGGUUGGUCUCAAUAAAAAUCUACAGAGCAUUAUGUACGUAAACCAGUACAAUUAAAGUCUUUUAAUUGAAAAGAUACAUCUUCUCUGA